AUGCCGCAAAACCAGUACAGCUAUCACAAACUCAUGCGUAAGCUUGUGCGCUGCGCUGCGCUACCGAUAGGCUUCGGCUGGAUCCGAAUGGACGUCCCGCUCCUUUCUGACGCUGAUCUGAUACUCUACGUCGGUUUGAAGACUGUGCUGGAGGCGAGAAGAUCCGCAAGUGCGAGUUGUCUUGACGGUCCUGCUGGAUGUUUUACUACGUUCCUCCUCAACGCGAUGAACCCUGACGACAAAAUGUUUGAGCCCAAUCGCCACUGCGACAAUACCCUUAGUCAGUCAACCCCCGUCCCGACCUUUGCAGCCGAUCAAGAAGAGUCUAUGCUGAGGUUGAGCCAGCUCAGACUGAGCGCGACUGGAUCUCUUCCCCAGCAACUGCCUCCGCCUGAACUUUCCUGGCCCGAGGGAGAUCUCGGAUUCCACCACGAAUGGUCUCUGCCGUCCUCUACUGCCCCUAAUGUCAGCAGUGGGAGCACGAUAACAGAAUCCUCAUGCCAUAGCCUCGACCUCAACGCCGACCGGUACAAAUGGCCCUCAUUUCCCAGUUGGAACAUGAAUGCACCUGUUCUGAACGGCUAUGAUGCUACGUCCCUUUACCAGCCUACCAUCGUUCCUGAGACUGGCUUCUGUCCCGGCGGCCAGGCACUGCCAAGCCUUGCCUCGAGUCAGGCUCGUCCACCUAGCCUCAGCCUCGACCUGGGUCUCGGCCAGGAUUUCAAUCGAAUUUCGGCCUGUCACUACACUCAGCCGCUUCUUGCGCUUCAGCCCCACAGAUUGUGCCAGCUCAACAUCCCUAAUCAAACUCCUUCUGGAACCAGCUGCCUUCGUACAAGUCUUGAUACUCAGACUCCCACUCAACCCGCAGCCCUGGCAACCUCUGCGAUGGCAACGUCUCAGAGCACGAUGUCUUUGGCUGCUUCGCGCAACUUGCUCUCUACAGUGCCCGAUCGAUUCGGAAUGUCCGACUGCUCUCACCAGGCUAACAAUCGCAAUGAACUGCAUCAAAGACACCCCGGCUCUAUUCAGCAACCGUCGGGCUUGGAUCAGCAAUGUUUCGAUCAGAGGUCUGCUCAGUUCGCUCACCCCGAGCAUGGAUCCAGGUCGGGAUACGGUGAUCGAGCGGAACGACCUCAGGGAUCGUCGCCAUUCAACCAAAAGACGGAGGAGUACAAGUCGGAGCUGUGUCGCAACUGGGAGGAAAAGGGUUCCUACUAUUACCGAUCACGAUGCCAAUUUGCACACGGGGAGCACGAGCUGCGCAAAGUGGAACGCAAUCCCCGAUGGAAGUCCCGACUUUGCAAGCGAUACCAGCUCUUCAUUCACGACCCGAACUCUAAACCGGAGCAAGUUGCGUCAAUCAACCGAGCUCGACGAAGCUCACUUCUGCAGAGGGUCGGCAUCGUGCCUUCCCCCUCCAACAACUAG
Pseudozyma hubeiensis SY62 is the source of this 1431-nucleotide messenger RNA. RefSeq lists its product as hypothetical. The record is from RefSeq and is a predicted model, not a curated record. NCBI's taxonomy places the organism in Eukaryota, Fungi, Basidiomycota, Ustilaginomycetes, Ustilaginales, Ustilaginaceae. Gene Ontology annotation, molecular function: metal ion binding; mRNA binding. Bases 1 to 1431 code for a protein of 476 amino acids. The transcript has 4 exons.